CUUCGCUGCAGCAACAACAGCAACAAAAAAUAAGGACCUACUCUCCCCUCCGCAGACUGGGAGUCCCAGGAGCCGGGAACUGCCUUUUUUUUUUUUUUUUUUUAAUUCUUUUUAUUUUUUUCCAGCUCUAGUUCCGCUGUUUUGCGGCUUUUUUUGUGUGUGUGUGUGCUUUCUUUUUUUUUCUUUUUUUCCUCUUCUUCCUUGGUGUGUGUUGUUGAUUUUCCUUCCUCUUCCAGAGAUUCGAGCGAUUUUGCUAGAGAGAAAAAAAAAAUAAACCAACAAAGCUCAUACACACAGACACACAUAUCUUUAUAAAGGGAAUCCCUCUUUUUCUCCUGGAUUUGUGGAUGCACCGAUGAGAGAUCCAGCCUUCCCAGGGACUGCCAUGGCUUACCACCCCUUCCACGCACCCCGGCCGGCUGACUUCCCCAUGUCCGCUUUCCUCGCAGCCGCCCAACCUUCAUUUUUCCCCGCUCUGGCUCUGCCUCCGGCGGCGCUGGCAAAGCCCAUGCCGGACCCCGGGCUGGCCGGGGCGGCCGAGGCCGGGCUGCACGUUUCAGCCCUGGGACAUCAUCACCAAGCCGCCCAUCUCCGUUCCCUUAAGAGCCUGGAACCCGAGGAAGAAGUCGAAGACGACCCCAAAGUCACGCUAGAAGCCAAAGAGCUUUGGGACCAGUUUCACAAGCUGGGCACCGAGAUGGUGAUCACCAAAUCUGGGAGGAGGAUGUUUCCCCCGUUCAAGGUACGGGUGAGCGGCCUGGACAAGAAGGCCAAGUACAUUUUGCUGAUGGAUAUAGUGGCGGCUGACGAUUGCCGGUACAAGUUCCAUAAUUCCCGCUGGAUGGUCGCCGGCAAGGCUGACCCGGAGAUGCCCAAGCGCAUGUACAUCCACCCGGACAGCCCGGCCACCGGCGAGCAGUGGAUGGCCAAACCUGUUGCCUUUCACAAGCUCAAGCUCACCAACAACAUCUCGGACAAACAUGGCUUUACCAUCCUGAACUCCAUGCACAAGUACCAACCCAGGUUCCACAUAGUUCGGGCCAAUGACAUCCUCAAGCUGCCCUACAGCACCUUCCGCACCUAUGUGUUCCCCGAGACUGACUUCAUCGCUGUCACUGCUUACCAGAAUGACAAGAUCACCCAGCUGAAAAUCGAUAACAACCCUUUCGCCAAGGGCUUUCGGGACACUGGCAAUGGCCGGCGGGAGAAGAGGAAGCAGCUCUCGCUGCCGUCGCUGCGGAUGUACGAGGAGCCUUGCAAACCCGACCGUGACGGCGGAGAGUCGGACACCUCCUCCUGUGAGCCCUCGGCCAUGCGCGACACCCUCCACUCACCAGUGGGCACCCUCCCCAGCCCCCUGCGACUCAAGGGCAGCAGCAGAGAGGAGAAACCAGGGCCCGACAGCGAUGCAGAAGUGGAGAAGGUGCCUGAAGAGCGGUCAGUGGCAGUGGCCAGCCCUGGUGGGGAGGACGUGACACCCCACAGCAGCCCCCGGUGCCCAGAGGAGAGGAGCAAGGACAGACAUAGCCCAGAGAAAGUCAAGGAUGGUGUAUCCCCCCGGGAGGGUCCUGGUGAAGGCCUGUUUGGCACGCGGGGCCUGGAGAAGGACAAAGUGGAAGGACGGAGGAAAGACCAGGACUCUGCCAAGAAGGAUGCAGAGGGCAGUGGGCUGGGAAAGGAGGCCUUUGCCCCGCUGAUGGUGCACACGGACAGCCCCCCUCACCUGAGCGCUGGGCACCUGCAGAGCCUGGCACUCUCUGGCCUCCACGGGCAGCAGUUCUUCAGCCCCCUGGGUGCUGGGCAGCCCCUCUUCAUCCACCCAGGACAGUUUGCCAUGGCCCCUGGCGCCUUCUCCGCCAUGGGUAUGGGACACUUGCUGGCCUCGGUGACUGGUGGGGGCAGCCUGGAGAAUGGAGCCCUCUCAUCUGCACCAGGUGCAGCAGGAACAGCUGCCCCCUUCCCUUUCCACCUCUCCCAGCAUAUGCUGGCUUCUCAGGGAAUCCCGAUGCCCACCUUCGGCGGACUCUUCCCCUACCCCUACACUUACAUGGCAGCAGCCGCGGCAGCUGCCUCGGCCAUGCCAGCCACCAGUGCAGCGGCAGCAGGUCCACUCUCCCGCAACCCCUUCCUGAGCAGCAGCCGCCCCCGGCUGCGCUUCAGCCCCUACCAGCUCCCAGUCACCAUUCCACCCAGCACCAACCUGCUGACCACUGGCCUGCCCACCAGCCUCAACCCCAGCUCCGAGGGCUCCAAGGCCGGCAGCAGCCGAGAAUCCAGCCCCCUCCCCGACGUGCCCUUGCACAAGGGGGGCAGCCAGCGCCCUACCACGUCCCCAAAGGGCUCACUAAAAGAGUCCCUCAACGAACUGCAGAACAUCCAGAGACUGGUGAGCGGGCUGGAGAGCCAGAGGGAGCUGUCACCCGGCAGAGAGUCUCCCAAGUGACCGAGGGGACGGGCAGCGAGCCCUCCCGGCGGGGCGAGAAGCACUGGUAUUUUGUACAGCACAGUAUCAAUAUUUAUUGCAGAGCGAGGGGUGGGUGCCGAUGGGGAGCAGGGGGGCUGGAACACAGGGAUGGAGCCCCGCUGGACCCACCACCCCAGGGCCAGGAGUGAGAGGUGGGAGCACAGGGCUUGCCAACCCCCCCCUCAGCUGUGGGGCUGGGGAGUGGGUCCCUCCCAAUUCCAGCGCAGCGGCCGAGUCCCCCUAGCCCCUCUGCUCCCUUGCGCCAGGUACUGGGCAGCUUUAUGAGGAGGGCAAAAAGCUGGUGGAGAAAGACCCGAUGGACAGGGUGGCCCCGUACCCCCCAGCCCCCACCCUGGGAAGCUGAGCGGGGCCAGAACCUCAUUUGUGCAAGGGGAAAGGGCGGGGGUAAGAAAAUAUAAUUAACAAAGGAAAAAAGCUGAAAGGAGAAAAAGAAACAAGAAAUGAAGCAUGGGAAUAAAACGGUCUCGGCAGCCACCGCUGUGCAGAGCUGGUACGGUGGGGUGAGCCCCGUGGGUACCUGGGCAGAUAUUUAUGGAAUAAAUGGUAAUUUGUGUAAAUAAGCUAUUAAGGAUCCCAGAAUAUGCAAAUUGGUAUUAAUUUAUUCAGAGUUGUACAUUGGUGUGUACAUAAUACUUAGAGUUUAACUCAUUGCAUUUAAGGGUUUUUGUUUGUUUGUUUCUUUGAUUUUGGUUUUGUUUUAUUUUAAUUUUCUGUUUUUUUUGUUUGUUUGUUGUUCUUUUUUUUUUCAUUUUACCUGAACAUAUAUAUUGUAAAUGAAAACUAUUUAGCUCUCUGUGAUUGAAGGAGAAACUGGUUUCAUUAACUGUGUUUUGAAAUACUGUUUAUCCCGCCUGUUCUCUAGGACAAUCAUGUGCCACCAAAACAAUUUUUUUGGAGUCACUGAAACUAAAAGGAUUUCAGUCAUUUUAACAGACUUUUUGCAAGGAAAACAAAACAAAACCAAAACAACCAAACAAAUCCAAACCAUAAUUAAAAUAUCUCUACAGUGCGGGGUACAGAGAAUGCAGGAAUAAACCUCAGGUUUUUAUUUUUCACUCCAGAAAGGAAAAAAAAAAAAAAAAAAAAAAAGGAAAAAAAAAAGAAAAAAGGAAAACAAAACAAAAAAAGAAAUAUAAUAAAAUUAAAUAUCACAGGACUGUGCUCUAUAUUUGUUUUAAAAUAAUAAUUAAAAAAAGAAAAAAGACAUGAUUUGCAACGUGCUGGUUACUCGGGUAUCUGUUUGUUCAGUUUUGAUGAAUUCUCACAUCUUUCAAUAAAAAAAACCAAAACUACUCGCAGAA
Messenger RNA from Pogoniulus pusillus (Red-fronted tinkerbird), 3786 nucleotides. RefSeq names its product T-box transcription factor 2 (gene TBX2). Gene Ontology annotation, biological process: cell fate specification; regulation of transcription by RNA polymerase II; positive regulation of DNA-templated transcription. Lineage: Eukaryota; Metazoa; Chordata; Aves; Piciformes; Lybiidae. Gene Ontology annotation, cellular component: nucleus. The transcript has 7 exons. The coding region runs from base 356 to 2443 and encodes 695 amino acids. Gene Ontology annotation, molecular function: RNA polymerase II cis-regulatory region sequence-specific DNA binding; DNA-binding transcription factor activity, RNA polymerase II-specific. The record is from RefSeq and is a predicted model, not a curated record.